Messenger RNA from Tinamus guttatus (white-throated tinamou), 2605 nucleotides. The record is from RefSeq and is a predicted model, not a curated record. Lineage: Eukaryota; Metazoa; Chordata; Aves; Tinamiformes; Tinamidae.
UGAACAUCACACUUUAACAACCACAAAGUGUAAAAGGCAAACGUACAAAUGUCUACCACAAGACUAAAGUGUGAUAUGUUAUGUUCUUUACCAUAAGCACCCAUAAAAUGAGCUCCAUUGCAGACAGGAAUGAUGGGAGCAUUUUUGAUGGGCUGGUGGAAGAAGAUGACAAAGAUAAAGCAAAAAGAGUGUCUAGAAACAAGUCUGAAAAGAAACGUAGAGAUCAAUUUAAUGUACUUAUCAAAGAGCUGGGUUCCAUGCUUCCAGGGAAUGCCCGGAAGAUGGACAAAUCCACUGUACUGCAGAAGAGCAUUGACUUUUUACGGAAGCACAAAGAAAUCACUGCACAAUCAGAUGCCAGUGAAAUUCGGCAGGACUGGAAACCAACAUUCCUUAGUAAUGAAGAGUUCACACAGUUAAUGUUAGAGGCUCUUGAUGGUUUUUUUUUAGCAAUUAUGACAGAUGGAAGCAUAAUAUAUGUGUCUGAAAGUGUAACUCCCUUACUUGAACAUUUGCCAUCUGAUCUUGUGGAUCAGAGUAUAUUCAAUUUUAUCCCAGAGGGGGAGCAUUCAGAAAUUUAUAAAAUAUUGUCUUCUCAUCUGCUGGAAAGUGAUUCAUUGACACCAGAGUACUUAAAAUCAAAAAAUCAACUAGAAUUCUGUUGCCAUAUGCUGCGAGGAACGAUAGAUCCAAAAGAGCAACCUACAUAUGAAUAUGUAAAAUUUAUAGGAAAUUUCAAGUGUUUAAAUAACGUUCCCAACUCGGCGCACAACGGUUUUGAAGGAACCAUUCAGCGAUUGCAUCGGCCUCCAUAUGAAGACAAAGUUUGCUUCGUAGCCACUGUUCGAUUAGCUACACCUCAGUUUAUCAAGGAAAUGUGCACUGUUGAAGAACCCAAUGAAGAGUUCACAUCUAGACAUAGCUUAGAAUGGAAGUUCCUAUUCUUGGAUCACAGGGCACCUCCAAUAAUAGGCUAUCUUCCAUUUGAAGUUUUGGGAACAUCAGGCUAUGAUUAUUAUCACGUGGAUGAUCUAGAUAACCUGGCAAAAUGUCACGAGCAUUUAAUGCAAUAUGGGAAAGGGAAGUCAUGUUACUAUAGAUUCCUUACAAAGGGACAGCAAUGGAUUUGGCUACAAACACAUUACUAUAUCACGUAUCACCAGUGGAAUUCCCGGCCUGAGUUUAUUGUCUGCACACACACUGUUGUAAGUUAUGCAGAAGUUCGAGCAGAAAGGAGGCGAGAACUUGGCAUCGAGGAAUCUCUCCCAGAGAUAACAGCAGAUAAAAGUCAGGACUCUGGGUCUGACAAUCACAUCAACACAGUCAGCCUCAAAGAAGCACUGGAAAGGUUUGAUAACAGCCCCACACCUUCUGCUUCCUCCAGGAGUUCAAGGAAAUCUUCACAUACUGCAGUAUCAGAUCACUCAUCAACACCAACUAAAAUGACAGUGGACACUAGCACUCCUCCAAGGCAAAGCUUAUCUGCUCAUGAAAAGACUGCGCAAAGAAGGUCAUCUCUUAGUAGUCAGUCUUUAAGCUCCCAGUCUCUUGGGCAACCGUUAUCACAGCCAAUGAUGUCCCAGCCUACAACUUUACAGCUCCAGCCCGGCAUGUCCCAGCCUGUGUUUCAGUUUUCAGCUCAAUUAGGGGCUAUGCAGCAUCUAAAGGACCAGCUAGAGCAAAGAACACGCAUGAUAGAGGCAAAUAUUCAUCGGCAGCAAGAAGAGUUGCGUAAGAUUCAAGAGCAACUUCAAAUUGUCCAUGGUCAAGGACUCCAGAUGUUUUUGCAGCAAUCAACUUCUGGACUCAACUUUGGUUCUGUGCAGCUUGCUUCUGGAAAUUCCUCAACUGUCCAGCAACUUACGCCAAUAAGCAUGCCGGGUCAAGUCGUGCAGGCAAACCAGAUCCAAGGUGGAGUGAACACAGGCCAUAUAAGUACCCCACACAUGAUACAGCAGCAGCCUGUGCAGAGUACAGCAACACAGCAUAAUCAGCAAAGUGUAGCUGGUGGGCACAGUCAACAGCCAUCUCUCGGCAGUCAGUCGCAGAGUGCGCUCUCGGCCCCGCUCUAUAACACUAUGGUGAUUUCUCAGCCAACAGCAGGAAACGUGGUCCAGAUUCCCUCAAGUGUACCCCAGAACAAUAGCCAGAAUGCUGCUGCAGUAACCACUUUUACACAGGACAGACAGAUCAGAUUUUCUCAAGGUCAGCAGCUCGUAACAAAGCUUGUCACGGCCCCGGUGGCGUGCGGAGCGGUGAUGGUGCCGAGUACCAUGUUCAUGGGGCAGGUGGUGACGCCACCGGCGCCGCCUCAGGCGCCGCCUCAGCCGGAGGCGCCGCUCGCCGCAGCCCAGCAGCCGGCCCCGCCGCAGCUGAGCCAGCACCCCCAGCAGUUCCUGCAGACAUCCAGGUUGCUUCAUGGAAACCAGUCAGCUCAGCUCAUCCUCUCUGCUGCUUUCCCACUACAACAGAGCACUUUCACACAGUCCCACCACCAGCAGCACCAGUCCCAGCAGCAGCAGCAGCUUUCCCGGCACAGAACUGACAAGAUCCCGGAUCCUUCCAAAGUGCCACCGCAGUAGCAGGGGCUCCGCUCCCUUCCGAA